GUAGGAGACGCGACUUCGAAAACAUGUCAAUUUUCGCGCUCCUCAUCUGAAACUCAAGGUGCUACCGUUUUAGUCACUAACUUUACUACGUGUGCUACAAUUAUAAGUGUAGAUUACAAAUUAUUAAAGGUUUUUUUUAUCAAGUGAGCCGGCGAAAUACUUUACACUCUAAUCUCCACACUUACGACUAAGAGGAAUUUUUACAUAGCCUAGACGCUUGUGACUGUGAUGAAAAUAAUAUAAUAGCAUUGAUCAAUGGAAAUCUGGAGUGUUGACACCUGAUUGACAACGAAACCUGACGAAGAAGCAACGCAGUAGUUAGACACCGAAAUUGUGCCCCAAAUUGUUUCACAUUCCAAAAUAUCGAAUAUCAGUGCCAUUGUACCAACCGAAGACGAAACAUUUUGUUGGAGUAGACGGACUUUUCAAAAUUCAACCUUGAAAUUGGAUGAAGACUGGUGUAGCCUACGUUUUCUAGUUGGCGACACGUGAUAUUUCGGAAAAUUCAUAUUCGAACUUCCGGUCCCCUACAGUUCAGGACUUGAAUUAUAUUAAGGAUUCUGACGGUCUCUUCGGCGGCAUUGGGACUUUGUUAUUAUCCGGGCUGAAAUCUGUUGAAAAACUGGUGCCUCUGAUGUGCAAUCACUGUCGCCUUCGUCACCGUGUCUUCAGAUAGUGUUGAGUGGGAGAUGUGGUUGUAGAAGACAGGUGGAAGGAAGGAAGGUGUUUGAAAAACCAUGGCUGGUGUUAGUACUAUGUACGCUCCUUCACCAUACACUGACUCAAUCAGGCUUUGGAACAUCGCUGGUGUAUUCAGUUAUCUGUCUGGCGAUAAGAGCGGUAGUGGCGAAAAAGGUGUGAGCCCCCAAACGCCCUCAGACGAAGCCGUUACUCCCACCAACGCCCCUGUGAGCCCGCCCACCUCCGCCUUGACCCCAACGUCUGCCAUAACCUCGGCUUCGGACCCUUCCAUGGGAGACGACGCCGAGUUCUUAAACGGUGCAAGUGUGCCUUGUUCAGUUUGCAACAAAAAAUUUGCCAAUAUCCACCGUCUACAACGCCACAUGAUUUCCCACCAGGAAUCCGACGUCCUCAGACGCUUUAAGUGCGAUGAGUGCGGGAAGGCGUUCAAGUUCAAACACCACCUCAAGGAACAUAAAAGGAUCCACAGCGGAGAGAAGCCAUUUGAGUGUGAACAUUGUGGAAAAAGGUUCUCUCACUCAGGUUCUUAUUCAUCUCAUAUGUCCUCAAAGAAAUGCCAGCUUGGACGUGGCAGGACUACAAAUGGUCUCUUACCAAGGACACCGCCACAGUAUCCAGGGACAAACAGCAAACGUCCUGUCCUCAAUCCAUCAUCGUAUCUACCCAUUUUGCCAAAGGAUAAAUCCCCAACACCAUCUGCUGACUUAGGAUACUCAUCCCCUACGAGACCGAUCUCCAGAGAUUCUCUUCUCAUGUCUCCACCUACACUUGUGUCUCCAAGUGGCUUGAACAGCUCCAGCUUAACAUCAGGACUCCCGCAAGGCUUCCCCCAAGGACUGUCACAAGGUCUUCAGAGUAACCUUCAAGGACUACCCCCUUAUCAUCCACUGAAUCCCCUUAUUCUAGCCGCUCACAUUCAUCCCACUUUGCUGUCUUUCACCAUGACCCAAGCAGCUUUAAACAAAGCCCAAAACGAUGGUCUGGAUGAAAAGGGGAAUUCUGCUGAAGCACAGGAGGAUGUUGAUGAUGAUCCCGAACCUGGUGAAUUGGUAAUAAAAGAAGAAACAAGGGAAGAUGAAGAGGAAAAGUCCCCAACUAUACAAGAAGAAUGUAAAAAGGAAGAGAGAGAAAUAUGCUUCCCAAGCAGGGACAGGGAGAGUAUGUCCACUUUAAAAAGAAUGCUGGAGAGUGUUAACACAACUGUAACCAAGCAACAGUUUGAGGAAAAAAUUUCCAGUGCCAAUUCUGGCUCUCUUCUAAGUUCAACUGCCAUCGCUGAUGACCUUACAUGCAAACUCUGUGGUGCCAUGUCAAAAGAUCGUCUGGAGGCAAUUUCUCAUGCUUAUAGGCAGUGCCCUCGACUUUCAGAAGUUACCCAUGCAAGUGAGCGUUACAAAGGUUGCCUAAUUGAAGGUCUAGCUGCACGAUUACAUGUCAUAGCAGAAAGUCAGCAACACCAGCAACAACAGCACCAUCCACAACAUCCUUCCCUUUUGAUGUCUCGGCAACAUUAUACUACAAUGAAUAGAUUGAAUACUGGAAAGGAAGAUGAAAGCGAUGCUGAUUCAGGUCAUGUUAUAGAUGAUGAAGAAAUGACCAAUGAUGGGAAAAAGGCGAGAGUGCGAUCACACUUCAGAGAAGAACAUCUAGUCAUUCUCCGUUCUCAUUAUGCAUUGAACCCAAGACCCAAGAAGGAGGAGCUCUCAAAUAUCGCUGAAAAGAUUGGCUUCCCAGUUCGAGUAGUGCAAGUCUGGUUCCAAAACAAUCGCGCCCGUGAACGCAGUGAGGGACGUUCCGUCACUCCAACCCCACCAUUAUAUUCACACUCUUCUUAUCCCUCUGAGUUCUCACCUUCAAGCUACACAGCUUCAAACUAUCCAUCUAACUAUGCUCCCACUUGCUACCCAACUCCCACCUCACAGGCGAGCAGUAGGGCUCUCAGCAUCACUCCAUACUACCCGUCCCUAUUAGCCCCAGGCCUAAUGUAUCCUGUUGGCCCAGGGAGAACCUCUCCAGCACCUGCUGACAGAGCAGAUGAACUUGAUGAUGAUCAGCCCCUGGAUUUGUCAACUAAAAAGUCGUCGCCCUCAGCUUCUCCUAAGCCUGCCUCCAUUCUCUCUGAUUCUGAUGCGGACUCAACGUCAUUGGCAAUUUCAUAUAAGUCAGAAUCACGCACUCCUACACCAACUUCAUUAAAUAAUAAUCUUACAGAGUGUAAAGAAGGAAAGGAAUCCAGUGUAGCACCGGCAAGUACAGUUCUUCCAUCUUCAGUGUCUGAGCAACAAAGCAAGCUAGCACAAAUUCUACAAGGUGCAAAGUUAGGGAUUCCUUCUCUUUAUUCAGAACAUGGGGAUCACAAUGAUAAAAGAAGUAGGGAUGAUGAUAGUGGAGAUGAAAGUCGCAAGAGACGUCGUGAAGAUGAAGGGGGUAGCUUUCAGUGUGACCAGUGUGACAAGUCUUUUAAUAAACCUUCUUCACUGGCUCGGCACAAGUAUGAACACUCAGGCCAACGUCCUUUCAAGUGUGACCUAUGCCCUAAAGCCUUCAAGCAUAAGCACCAUUUAACUGAACACAGUCGAUUACACACUGGGGAGAAACCUUAUCAAUGUCAAAAAUGUUUGAAGAGAUUUUCCCAUUCAGGCUCUUAUUCUCAACACAUGAAUCACCGGUAUUCUUACUGCAAACCCUACCGCCCAGAUGGUACUGUUUUAAUAUCCGAAUCAUCUACACCUGUUCCUUCACCUUCAGAAAGUGGGAAUGGUGUAAGUAGUACUCACGGAGAAGGAGUUUCCGUUAUUGUUACUGCAACAGCUGAUUUGAAAGCCGUUUCCCCUCUAGAAACGACAACAGACGAAGCCCCCACUUCUGCACCUUUAGCUUCAUCUCCUGAGCCUCUAGAGACAGCGUCCUGUUUGGUUAAAGAGGAAUUGGUUGCUAAACCACAAGAGUUAUAAUAGUUCUAGUGACAUUUAAAGUGAUGCAAACGUGUAAGACAACGAACAACUGUUUCAAAGAGUUAUUUCUAAUCAAAACAUUGGCAUGCAACGAGAUGUCAACGUUCAUGAUCAAAACUUGUGGUGAUUACAGUAGUUAAAAGUUUCUCUGAUACUUGACAUAUUGUUAAGGAAGAGGCUGCAUGUUUGGUGUGCAAUAUGUCGAGUAAUGUGCUAUCUUACAUUGCUAGAUUUACAUGGACAUACUAUGCAGUGUUCUUUGUUAUUUAAAAAAAAGAAAUAUUAUAUUUACUUUUGAAUAGGAUUAAUGUGAAUUCGCAUGUGCCAACUACUUUUUUCUUCUACACUUCCUCUGACAAAUUUUAACAGGGGUCUUUAAUAGUCGAGGGUAUGGGACAGCAUAUCUCAGUCCUCUCCGUCUUUCUUUCUCUCUCUCUUUCUCUUCUAGUUCUGUAGUCGAGUUAUGAUAGGCGUGAAAUUAAGCGGGUUGUAACCAUGCGACAUCUGCCAGUACCUAUGUAUAGUAAAUACUCAAAUUUUAAAUCGGAAAGCGCUGUCAGAAUUCUGCAUGGAAUGCAGUGUUACCAAGGAGUUGAGUAUUCCGUGGAAGUUACUCAGUUGAAUAUAUUUUCUAUGAUAUUAAGGGUUUUUAGACUCCUUAGUGUACAAUUUCACAGUGCAGUUUGCCUUGUUUUAUGAUAAAACUUGAUGGACUUAGGGAACUUUCAGUUUUAGGUGCUGUUGGUAACACUGCAGAUGAAAAUGAAAAGGAAAGCAGGAAUUCUGCCGAUAAAUCCGCUGUCUUCCAUAAAUGUACUAGAACCCAUAUUCUGAGCAUCUAGUACUAGUGGAUCCCUUGUGCCUCGUGCCAUCCUUUAAUGAGUGACAUCACCAGCUUCCAUGAUUAUUUUUCUUUAAUAAAAUCUUAUAACAUUUUCCUCCUAUUGAGGGUUAAGUACUAAAAUAAAUAUAUACAUAUAUAUGUACAACUUUCAUGGUGGCUGAUUCUGUCACUUAACUAGUCCAAAUUAAUCUCAACGUGCAAUCUCUGUAUUUUCUAGAUUUCCAAGGCAGGCAAUGAAACUUUAUUUUGAGGUAUUCUCAUUUCAAUGCCAAUUUGUGUCAGGUAUUCAUGUAAUGGUAGCAUGACCUCUCAACAUUGCCACCACUUGCAUUGUUAGUCAUUGCUAGUCUAGAAGAUAGUUUUUGUUGUCCCAUACUUGGCACCUGUUUAUACCCUUUGUCCAUAUGAGCUUCUAAAAGCCAAUUUCUUCUCGCUACUUUCUUGAAUGACGAAAACAAAUGCCAUUUUAACUUGGUUGUAAGCAACGAUUGUGCCAAAAUAAGUACUGGAGAUUUCUAAUAGGAACUUGUUAGGAAUGUGGAUAAACUUUAGAAUUUUAUUUUUAUCAAGUAUACAUAUGCAAAUUUAUUUUGUAUAGAGACCGUACUUCACAAUAGUGUACCAGAGUGCUUCCAUAUCACCCUGAGCCGGGCCCAAGGCUAUACACAGAGUAACGUCCAUGACAGGUGACUAACUGGCAGCACAGACCACUAAGGCUCCCAGUCAAAGUCUUUCACCUCUUCAUUAUUUUUUAGUCAUCCCCCAAAAGGAGAAAAAUAAAAUAUUAAAAGACACCGCAAAGGGGCUCUGUCCAAGAGACCCCUCUUAGUUGUAUUUAUUCAGUGGCAGUAACCACCUAAUGGUUUCUGACCAUACCAUCAUCCUCUGUCACAUGAACCCUUUUCCCGGCCAGUAGCAUUCCUUAAUGUUAACCUCUCUCUCUCUCUCUCUCUCUCUCUCUCUCUCUCUCUCUCUCUCUCUCAAUCUCUAUCUCUCUCUCUCUCUCUCUCUCUCUCUCUCUCUCUCUCUCUCUCUCUCUCUCUCCUGGUUGGUGGGUUCACUUUGGUCUCUGUACUCUGAGAAACUCUGGAAUUUGAUUGGCUAAGUGACCACCAUUGUCGAGGAGGUUUGAAUAAAGUACAUUCCCUUUUGGUGUUUGUUGAUCCGUAACCAAUUUUAGAAACUAGUACAGUACAUUUUAAUUGGAAAUGGCGCUGUGACUGCAAUGGUUGAUAUGAUGACAGACAGAGCCAUCAUGUUCUGAACGGUGUCGUGCCUUUUCAUCUCUUAGUGGAAUCUCGCUGUAUAUGUAUAUACUGGGCGCAAAGAUUGCGUUAAAAGUUCUUUAAAUGGUUUAACAGAUGUUUGCAUUCUCAAUAAGCAUUCCAACGUAGAUGCUAGAAGUGACUUUCAUUGUGUGAUAUAAAAGAGAAUGAUCCCUAAAUGUCCAUGACUGCGCGGAGAAAUUUAUUUUUUGUCCUAUUUGCUCUCUCAACAUUUCCCUCCAAAAUAUGGUAUUCCAUUUUACUAUUACUCUGUAGUAGUCUAUUCUAGACCUAGGGUUUUUCCUAUUAAUGUCCGAUCUUUGACUUUACCGUGGUGUAUAGGCUUGUGCAGUUUUAUCGAUCUCAGUAUAAUAUAUGCUCAUAAAUUUGUGCUUUCACUCAGAGACAAAAAAAAUUGAAGCAGUAUACUUUUAAAAUAAAAAAAAACUUAGCACUGGUCUAGAGCCAUUUUUCGGUGCCAGUUUAUGGGGUUUUGUCCUGGCUUUACCAUCUGUAUAUGUCAUUGUCCUAUCAUGGAUCUGGUAUGAAAUCUGUAAAUUAAAAUGAUAUGUAUAUACUGUAGACAAAUUAUAAAGAAAUGUAUAUGUAUAUUCACUAAAAUAUGUAUAUUGAUAUUCUGGCUCGAUUUCAAAGUGAUACCAGUAGACUUUUAAGGUGAUUAAUAUAAAAAUUGAACGAUGGUAUUUCAAAGGCUUCUGGACAUAACUUCUGCCUGGAUUCCAAGCCUUCCAACCCCUUUUCUCAAUGUUUCCUACAUCACUCCAUAUUGUGUGUUCGUGUGUCUGUGUUUAUCCAGUUCCUUCGAUUUGAGCUUGGAACAGAAUGGAAAACAUUAUGUAGUUCAUCAUCCCUUUUGUCUUUUAUAAGUGAUAACACAUAAUUAUGUCUGUUCAACAGGAUGCUUCCAAGUACAAAGUACGUAGAGACCCGGAUUGAAUGCAUUAAAUUAAAAAAGAUAAAAGAUACAAAACCCAUAAAAGCAACAGACAGUGGCUUUUCUGUGUCACUCAUUUCACUGAAAGAUAACGUUCCUACUAUACAUGUUUUUGGUCUACUCCAAUUACUACACUGUGCUUCCGUCAUAUAAAUACAGUAUAUAUAAAACUUUAAAAAUUACUACCCUUCCCAAUGCCCAAAAGAGACAAGCAGUGCAAUAGGUCCCACAAAAUCUUCUGAUAAUGUUAACUUUCUCCCUUCUCUCGUCAUAUUCCAAAUUAGGUUAUAAUGUGAUUUGUAUCUUAUUGUAGCUAGAAAUAAGCCUAAGGUUUAUAUGAUUACCUUAUUGUAUAUUUUCUUGUACUGAUAAAUAAUAAAGCUAAAUAUUGAA
Molecule: messenger RNA, 7113 nt
Organism: Macrobrachium nipponense
Lineage: Eukaryota; Metazoa; Arthropoda; Malacostraca; Decapoda; Palaemonidae
Gene: zfh1
Product: zinc finger E-box-binding homeobox 1-like
Exons: 7
Coding region: 738-3656 (972 amino acids)
Molecular function (GO): DNA binding
Source: RefSeq, a predicted model, not a curated record